Glycine soja is the source of this 1304-nucleotide messenger RNA. RefSeq lists its product as uncharacterized. Bases 129 to 1052 code for a protein of 307 amino acids. The record is from RefSeq and is a predicted model, not a curated record. NCBI's taxonomy places the organism in Eukaryota, Viridiplantae, Streptophyta, Magnoliopsida, Fabales, Fabaceae. The transcript has a single exon.
GUGGAAGUGACCCAUUCCAUUGUUUUUGAGGAAGGUGACAGAAAUAGUACGAAGAAAACAGCUUCAUUAUUGUCACAAGUCAUAAGGCAGAAGAUCAGAGUUGAGAAUUCAGAUCUCUCUCUUCCACCAUGAAAACCCAUCAACAACCAAAACUGAAAACCCAACUAUUCUCAUGUGGCUUCUUCCGCCACUGCGCCCAAACAGUCCUCAGCCCCACCGGCACCACCCCUCCCCUCCCUCAGACCCCCCCUGGCUUCCAAUGCGAAUCCUCCACCUCCUCCUCCUCUUCCUCCACCACUUCCCAAAGCUUCACCCAGUGGAGAUUCUCUCCUCCAACCCCCACCACCACCACCAAUAGCAACCUCAUCCAAACAAACACUAACCCUCCUUCUCCUCCUCCGCCACCCCAAAUCCACAACCUCCAAGAACUCUUCCACAUUUUAGAGCUUCAACUAACCACCGACCCAACCUCCGUUCUCAACCUUCUAGAACGUUCUCUCGUCCCCAACCCUCCCCAGAACCAACCACCGUGUCCUCCGAACCUUAUGCGCGCCCUCACCGCCAACCUCGCCACCGCCAAACCCGCCACCAAGAUCCUCUUCGCGCUCUGCCUCUCCGAUGCCAACCGCCGCGUCGCCGUCGAGACCGGCGCCGUCUCCGCCGUCGUGGAGGCCGCACCCGACCUCGACGGCGCCCCCGCCGAGCGCGCCCUUGCUGCCCUCGAGCUUAUGUGCACGCUCCCCGAGGGCGCCGAGGAGCUCCGCGCUCACGCCCUCGCCGUCCCCGUCAUGGUCACCAUGAUGGCCAAGACCGCCGCAAGGGGCAAGGAGUACGCCAUCGGAGUCCUCGCCGUCGUCUACGGCAGCGUAGGCGGCGGCGAGGAGCACCACACCGCGCCUCCCGAAGAGGUGGCGCGUGCGGUGGAACUCGCUCUGCAGGGCGAGUGCAGCGCCAGGGGGAGGAGGAAAGGUGCGCAGCUGUUGAAGACGCUGCAACAACUCUCUCAGGCUGAGCUUGAAGCUGCUGAGUCUCACCUUCACGAAGCCAAUUGAAGGUUUUAAAUUACAGUUACUAGAAAUGUAACUGUUAAGGCCAUGAUUACAGUUACAUUGCAGUAGCAAAACUUUUGUAAAAUAAAGUAACACUGUUCUUUUUUUCUAGUUUUUUGGACUGUACAGUAUUUAGAAUUAUUCUUGUUAUGCUUGCUUCUGUUACAAUAUUAUCAAACUUAUUGUGUAUUGUUUUUUCUUCUGGCUGGCUAUUAGGAUGAGAUGAAUGGCUAAUCUUUCAUCGGCUUAUAUUAA